Culex pipiens pallens (northern house mosquito) is the source of this 2957-nucleotide messenger RNA. It is a transcript of the gene Alg14, whose product is annotated as UDP-N-acetylglucosamine transferase subunit ALG14 homolog. The record is from RefSeq and is a predicted model, not a curated record. Gene Ontology annotation, biological process: dolichol-linked oligosaccharide biosynthetic process. NCBI's taxonomy places the organism in Eukaryota, Metazoa, Arthropoda, Insecta, Diptera, Culicidae. The transcript has a single exon. Gene Ontology annotation, cellular component: UDP-N-acetylglucosamine transferase complex. The coding region runs from base 809 to 1492 and encodes 227 amino acids.
UAACCUGUUGCUUGCCAACAUUCACAUCCAAUUCCAUCAAUCAGUCUGCCAGCGUCUGUCUCUUCGUCAUCCAUCCCCAGCAGCAGCAGUAAUCACCAUCAUCGCACAUCGUAGUAACCCGUAGACGCAAAGCAAUUUCUGCUGAUCCUGCUGUUGCAAUCAGCAAGCCUAGCUAGUAUCAGAGUAACGGUUACGCAGCGCAGAUCACUGCACACUCGAAUCUUGGCCUACUAUCACUCGUUGCCCAGACAGUGGCGAAGGCAGACGCGGCCACGACCAGACAGAGAGAGAGGGAUAGAAAGCAGCAAGCACCGUCGUCCAAGUAGCCCAAGAUCGAACGGGGCGCAAUCGAAAAGGAAUUUCAUUCAUCAGCCACCACCAGUGUGUGACGCAAGAGAGUGCUGUACGCGCGCGGGCGCCAAACUCUCUCCGAAAUCUCCUGCGAGCUGUGUGAGUGUAACCUAGAAACAAUUCCAAGUGGUCAGAGGUCAGGACCAGGAUCCCCCCCGGGCCAAUCGAACUGGUGUAUGUGUGUGUGAGGGGGUGUGCGUCGUCGUCGUCGACGAUCGUGUACGGAAAUUGGGGGAAGAACACCAGGGCCAGGCUAGAAGAAGCAGCGUGUAUGUAAACAAAAGUGAUGAGGUGGACAAGUGGAUGAUUGGACAGUUUAGUGUGUUGUUGGAUCAAGUUGGCGUUGGCGAGACACUGGAAGUGAGUGAGUGAGAGAGAGAGAGCGCGCGCGAUCGAUUGUAGAAGGAGAAAGUUUUGAUCGCUGAAGCACAUACACGCUCGACUGCUACGAUCAAGGAUGAUCCAGGAGUUGGUGCUGGCUGCGAUCGGAGCGAUCCUGCUUCGACUAGUGUACCUGUUGGUGGUCAUUCGACGGAAUGCUUCCGCAGGUCUUCAGGGUGUGCUCAAGCGGAAGGGUCCGGCCCGUACGAUGAUCGUGAUGGGUUCCGGAGGUCAUACCGCCGAAAUGCUGCAGAUCGUGGAGCGACUUGACUUUGCGCGUUACACUCCGCGGCAGUACGUGAUCGCAGCCGCCGACAAGACCAGUGUGGUCAAAGUGAUUGACGUAGAGGUUCACCGGGAACCAGACAUGAGCAAGCAACAGUACGAGAUCGUCACCAUCAGCCGGAGUCGUCACGUGCAGCAGAGCUACUUCAGCUCGAUCUUCACCACGCUGACGGCGAUCUUCAACAGCGUUCCGGUGGUGCUGCGGUACCGGCCGGAUCUGAUCCUGACCAACGGGCCCGGUACGUGCGUUCCGAUCUGCGUGGUGGCAUUCCUGGCCAAACUGUUCUGGAUAAACCGCAGCUGCCGGAUCGUGUUCGUCGAAAGCUUCUGCCGCGUCAAGAGCCUCUCGCUGAGCGGCAAGAUUCUGCUCUGGAUUACGGAUCUGUUUAUUGUGCAAUGGCCCGGGUUGGCCAAACAGGCCAACGGAAGUGCCACCAGCCGGAAGGUGGAAUGCUUCGGUCGGUUAUCGUCGUAAGUGUAAACGGAUUAAUGUUCAGUUAAGUUUGUUUUUCUGUGAGUACACAGAUCAGGCGUGAAACGUGGGAAGUCUAGAAGGAUCAUUUACUAGUUUUAAGAUCAGUCUGAAUUUACCUUUGAACAUUUUUGAAUAAUAUCUGGAAAAAUCGUUAAUUUUGUGGUAUCUUGAAACAAGUAAACUGCUAACGGAUAGGACUUGUAGCAAAAUAGCACCAAAGAAACAUUACAUUAAGUUCCACUGCGAUUUCUUCUGAAUCUCUUGACGAAAACUGUUCUCUAAAAUCAAAUUGAUGAGUUUAAAUUGUAUAUUUCUUGGUUUUUUUUUAUUAGGUCCUUUACACAUUUGAAAGACAAUAGCUUAUACGACCUUUUCAAACAAAAAAAAACUCUAGAUUUGGUCGAAUACUGCGUUAUCUUCGAGUUAAAAUUUAAUUUGAGAAAUUGUAUGUAAACUUUCACAAAAUUCUUAAAGCAAUUUAUAAUUGAUUUUUUGUUUUGAUUGAAAUCUUGGUUCAAUUUUUCAAACGUUAGCUUCGUGUUCUUCGACACUUAAGUCCAUUAUUCUUAUUUAAACAAAAGGAAUUUUCUUCGCAUUUAAGUAUACAGUUUUUAAGCAUGUUUUGAAAAAUCCUAAAUUUUAAAUUUUUAUUUUCUUUGUCAAACUGCCUUUUUCUCUAUGAAUAUUAGCUAAACGCAGAAUCUGACGCUCAGUUUAGAUAACAGAGUCUCAAUCGCGCCACACUGUCAUUUAUACACGCUCAAUUAAAGUGCAUUAAAUAGUCUACGUCGCAGUAUCAACUCACCAGGUAGCCCUACACUCAAAGUCAGAAGUAUCCCUCAAAAGGGUACUUUUAAUCCUCAAAAAGGAUACUUUCUAUCCUUUUUUAAAGUUCACCCGGCGUCACCCUUUUAAAAGGGUAUGUCAAAUUCAGUACAUUUUCGAUACCCUUUUAAAGGGUGACGACGGGUGAACUUGAAAAAAGGAUACUUUUUACUUUGAGUGUAGUGUGUUUAUCGUUGCUCAUUGCUGUUUCACGUCUGUUACUCUGGCAAUAAACCCAUUUUAAAUGAUCGAAAAAAAAAUCAAGCAAUUAUCGGGAAGAAUCAAAAGUCGAAGGAACUUUCCUCCUUCUUAUAUUGGUAACGGUAAUGCGAUAAGAAAGAAAGAGCGAGAGUGAACGAACAAGUGUGCGAACGAGCGAGUCAUUGCGACUGUUGAGUGUGACCGUUUUGACCGUCCUCUACCCAAACCCACCCCACCAUCCCCACUGGAGUCUUACGGUAGCUUUUUAUAUCACUAUUAUAAACCUAGUUACGAUUACACGCGCUUUCGAUGGAAGAUUGGAGGCGAGAAAAAAGAUCGUUUGAACUAAUUAUAAGUGCCGGUGUAUUAUUGUUUCUCUUAUUGAUUUGUAAUAUUUUUAGAUGUAAUUUAUAGAAUCGAUUAAAAAACAAAUACAAUA